This is a messenger RNA of Lynx canadensis (Canada lynx), 2533 nucleotides long. It is a transcript of the gene HIC1, whose product is annotated as HIC ZBTB transcriptional repressor 1. NCBI's taxonomy places the organism in Eukaryota, Metazoa, Chordata, Mammalia, Carnivora, Felidae. Gene Ontology annotation, molecular function: DNA-binding transcription factor activity, RNA polymerase II-specific; RNA polymerase II cis-regulatory region sequence-specific DNA binding; protein binding. Gene Ontology annotation, biological process: regulation of transcription by RNA polymerase II. Gene Ontology annotation, cellular component: nucleus. The record is from RefSeq and is a predicted model, not a curated record.
GCGCCCCGGCCCCAACUGAGGGCCUGACAGCCCCCAGGCAGGGCGGCGCCACGGCGGGCACCGCGCUCCCCUCCACUGGAUCACUUCCCCCAGCUGGGGCAACUUCUCCCGAGGCGGGAGGCGCUUUUUACUCGGCUCCCUAAUAUCCCAGUUGGGCAAACUUCUCGGCCCUGAAUGACUUUUCCUGAAGCGGACAUUUUCCUCAAAUCGGGAGAGUGUGCUGGGCAGACGAUGCUGGACACGAUGGAGGCGCCGGGCCACUCGAGGCAGCUGCUGCUGCAGCUCAACAACCAGCGCACCAAGGGCUUCUUGUGCGACGUGAUCAUCGUGGUGCAGAACGCCCUCUUCCGCGCGCACAAGAACGUGCUGGCGGCCAGCAGCGCCUACCUCAAGUCCCUGGUGGUGCAUGACAACCUGCUCAACCUGGACCAUGACAUGGUGAGCCCGGCGGUGUUCCGUCUGGUGCUGGACUUCAUCUACACCGGCCGCCUGGCUGAUGGCGCAGAGGCAGCGGCGGCAGCGGCCGUGGCCCCGGGGGCUGAGCCGAGCCUGGGCGCCGUGCUGGCCGCCGCCAGCUACCUGCAGAUCCCCGACCUCGUGGCGUUGUAAAAGCGCCUCAAGCGCCACGGCAAGUACUGCCAUCUGCGGGGCGGCGGGGGCGGCGGCGGCGGUUAUGCACCCUACGGGAGGCGCCGUGGCCUUCGGGCCGCCACGCCCGUCAUCCAGGCCUGCUACUCGUCCCCAGCCGGCCUCCGCCUCCACCCGCCCUCCGAUCCUCCUUUCGUCCCUAUGCCUGCAUUGAACACUCACUGUCUCAUUCUUACGCCUCUGUUCCCCUGCCCUUCCUCUCUCUCUUCUCUCCUUAUCUCCUCUUCUCCCCUCUCUUCUUCCUUCCUUCCAAAAAGCCCGCCGGGCUCCGCGCCUCCAGAGCGGCCGCCGGGCGAGCGCGAACUGCCCCCCGCGCCCAGACAGUCCUCCCAGCGCCGGCCCCCAGCCUACAAAGAGCCACCGCUCGCCCUGCCACCGCUGCCGCCGCUGCCCUUCCAGAAGCUGGAGGAGGCUGUACCGCCUCCGGACCCGUUCCGUGGCGCGGCGGCAGCCCGGGACCCGAGCCCCCGGCCGCCCCGACGGACCCAGCCUUCCUAUCGCUGGAUGAAGCACGAGCCAGGCCUGGGCAGCUACGGCGACGAGCUGGGCCGGGAGCGCGGCUCCCCCAGCGAGCGCUGCGAGGAGCGCGGGGACCCGGCCGCUUCGCCCGGGGUACCCCCACUGGGCCUGGCGCCGCCGCGCUACCAGGCAGCUUUGGACGGGCCAGGCGCGGGCGGCGACGGCGACGACUACAAGAGCAGCAGCGAGGAGACGGGCAGCAGCGAGGACCCCAGCCCGCCCGGCGGCCACCUCGAGGGCUACCCAUGCCCGCACCUGGCCUAUGGCGAGCCUGAGAGCUUCGGUGACAACCUGUACGUGUGCAUUCCGUGCGGCAAGGGCUUCCCCAGCUCGGAGCAGCUGAAUGCGCACGUGGAAGCUCACGUGGAGGAGGAGGAAGCGCUGUACGGCAGGGCCGAGGCGGCUGAGGUAGCGGCGGGGGCCGCCGGCUUGGGGCCCCCUUUUGGAGGCAGUGGGGACAAGGUCGCUGGGGCUCCGGGCGGCCUGGGCGAGCUGCUGCGGCCUUACCGCUGCGCGUCGUGCGACAAGAGCUACAAGGACCCGGCCACGCUGCGACAGCACGAGAAGACGCACUGGCUGACCCGGCCCUAUCCGUGCACUAUCUGCGGGAAGAAGUUCACGCAGCGCGGGACCAUGACGCGCCACAUGCGCAGCCACCUGGGCCUCAAACCCUUCGCGUGCGACGCGUGCGGCAUGCGCUUCACGCGCCAGUACCGCCUGACAGAGCACAUGCGCAUCCACUCGGGCGAGAAGCCCUACGAGUGCCAGGUGUGCGGCGGCAAGUUCGCACAGCAACGCAACCUCAUCAGCCACAUGAAAAUGCACGCCGUGGGUGGCGCGGCAGGCGCAGCCGGGGCGCUGGCGGGUCUGGGGGGGCUACCCGGCGUCCCCGGCCCCGACGGCAAGGGCAAGCUCGACUUUCCCGAGGGCGUCUUUGCUGUGGCCCGCCUCACGGCCGAACAGCUGAGCCUGAACCAGGACAAGGCAGCCGCGGCCGAGCUGCUGGCGCAGACCACGCACUUCCUGCACGACCCCAAGGUGGCGCUGGAGAGCCUCUACCUGGCUAAGUUCACCGCGGAGCUGGGCCUCAGCCCCGACAAGGCGGCCGAGGUGCUGAGCCAGGGAGCGCACCUGGCCGCCGGACCCGACGGCCGGACCAUCGACCGUUUUUCCCCGACCUAGAGCGCCUCAUGCCGGCCCGACUUGCCGCCGCCGCGUGGCCCCGGCCCGUGGCCCCAGGGAGCGGCGGCGGCAGCCGCGAGCAGGCACACCGCGCCGGACAACUGUAGUAGCAGCGGCAGCGUCGCCGCGGUGGCGGCGGCCCCACCUGGCCUCACUGCUUUGUGCCUUAGCCCGGGGGUUGGGG